Messenger RNA from Oncorhynchus kisutch (coho salmon), 1909 nucleotides. Its product is annotated as solute carrier organic anion transporter family member 5A1-like. NCBI's taxonomy places the organism in Eukaryota, Metazoa, Chordata, Actinopteri, Salmoniformes, Salmonidae. Gene Ontology annotation, biological process: transmembrane transport; sodium-independent organic anion transport. The coding region runs from base 902 to 1909 and encodes 335 amino acids. The record is from RefSeq and is a predicted model, not a curated record. The transcript is spliced from 3 exons. Gene Ontology annotation, cellular component: basolateral plasma membrane.
CGUAAGGGGAAUUAAGGGAGAGCAUGGCGAUGGAAGGACUACAAAUCCCGGUCGCUUGCGUGAAAAAUAAUUCGCCCCUUUAUAUUAGCCUAUUCCCCCACACCAUCCGCAAUCUCAUUCACUGAGUGGCAGCGUCGGAGACAACAGCCUACUUCCGUCUCUCGGUCCUGCGCGAGGAUUCGAGCCUCAAUACGGAUUCUGCUCAGCUGUUUGAGAGAGAAACAAGCUUCCCCACGAGGACUUAAUGCAGUGACAACUAAACAAAGAGCUAUCAAAUCACCACUGACCAGAAAAACGAAAAACAGGACUGAAAAAAACAAAACUAUACAAAGGACCUAUUAUCUUCUCCAAAUCCAAACAUCUCAGAUAGCUUACAUAGUUCCCUUAGUGUUUUGCUUGCGUGUUGCCUGUCAACAGAAUUACUUCAUAGAAAUAACGGUCGGGCUGGCUCGCUGGAAUCACACAGUUGAAAAACGUUAUGUUUUUCUAUCCAACCCAGAUAGCGCUGUUUAGUUGUUUGUGAGAUAUUUGUAUUUAUUUAUUUUAGCCCAAAUGAGGAGCAUACAUAGUAUGUUUGUGAUAUAAGCAAAGCAGCAUUGCUCUGCUAAGUGCAAACAGCAAUGCAGCUGAAUCAUGUCCAUUGCUAGAGAGUCCCACCAGCACCAACACAGGUCUCCAUAUCUACUGUCAGGGCAGUGUACUUUCUACUGCUGUCUGCCCAGAAGUAGUACUAGUCACACUAGUACUGUGUGCUAAUGUGGCUCUAGCUAUCCACUCUGAGACACUGGCCCCCAGAAAGAGUAGUUGCUGCCCGAGCAACAGCUAAUGGGGAUCCAAAUAAGCUAAACUGAGAUACAGUGAUACUCAAGCCGUAGUUAUCUUCAGUAGCCCAACAAACACAAUGAUGUCAUCAGACAAUGACGAGACGGGCUCCGACCUAUCAGAUUCCCUGGAGGUCCGUGAGGUCCUACAGUUCCAGAACCAGUAUCAGUACAUGACCCAUGACACAGGGAGCUGCUUCAAGUCCAAGAGUCUCCCCAUCCUGAAUGGGCCCUGUCUGUCAGGCUGUGAUGAGCCUCUGCUGGGGGAACCACGUCUGGUCCAUACCACCCAAACCUCCAUGGCCACAGCAGCCACCGACCACCACAGCAGCCAGCUCCAUCGUCAAACCCCCACUGACCCUGACUCUAGCCAGGCAGAGUCUCCCUCCUCUCUGACAGACUUCAAGCUCCAGUCCCCCUCAGCCUCCAGCCUGAUGGGGCUGAGAAGCUCCAUGGCCACUGAAGCCAGGGAUAAGAAACUAGGCUUCUCUUUAACCCGCUUCCUCCGUAUCCCCGCCAGGAAGUAUGUGCAAGCCAUCCUGGCAGACUCGCGCUGCUUCCUGUUCUGCAUGUGCUACCUGACGUUCAUCCAGUCGCUGAUGGUAUCGGGCUACCUGAGUAGCGUCAUCACCACCAUCGAGAAGCGUUACAGCCUCCGCAGCUCCGAGUCCGGCCUUCUUGUCAGCUGCUUUGACAUCGGCUCUCUCUUCGUCGUCGUCUUCAUCUCCUACUUUGGAGGCAGGGGUCAGAGGCCGCGUUGGCUGGCGGUAGGAGGGGUGUUCAUAGCCAUAGGGGCGGCUCUGUUCUCCUUGCCACACUUCAUCUCACCACCCUACCAGAUCCAGGAGCUCAACUCGUCCACGGGCCACGAGGGUCUGUGCCAGAGCGGGAACGGCAGCGGGCGGGAUGCCUUGGACGUGGCGUCGUGCCCCCGAGACCAGGAGGGUAACGAACACAACCUGUACGUGGCGCUAUUUAUCUGUGCACAGAUCCUGGUGGGUAUGGGGUCGACGCCCAUCUAUACCCUGGGACCCACCUACCUGGACGACAACGUCAAGAAGGAGAAUGCCUCCCUCUACCUCGCAUAG